This is a messenger RNA of Aspergillus affinis, 777 nucleotides long. Its product is annotated as synaptic vesicle transporter. Gene Ontology annotation, biological process: transmembrane transport. NCBI's taxonomy places the organism in Eukaryota, Fungi, Ascomycota, Eurotiomycetes, Eurotiales, Aspergillaceae. The record is from RefSeq and is a predicted model, not a curated record. The transcript is spliced from 3 exons. Bases 1 to 777 code for a protein of 258 amino acids. Gene Ontology annotation, molecular function: transmembrane transporter activity.
AUGUCUUCAACCGAAAAGCAAGCAAACGGGAACGAAGUCCAGUAUUCUUCUCCAGAGGGUACAGUCAUCGCCCCUGAUCUCCACGAUGAGAGAAUCGAAUGCUUAGAGAAACCAGAAGACGGCUCCUUUACAAAUUUUAAUGAUCUAUCAUCAUUCCACCGAGAAUAUCUUCUGAAACGUCACGGCACACUGGAUCUGGACCCUAUCCCCAGUCCAUCGGGCACAGACCCAUACAACUGGCCGACAUGGAAGAAAGUUACAAACCUGAUACUGGUUGCCUUUCAUGCAUGCAUGGGAACAUUCACGGCCUCAAUCAUCCCAGCAUAUGAAGAUAUCUCUCUUGACCUCGGCGUCUCUCUGCAAAGAGCCAGCUAUCUCACUUCACUUCAAAUCGCUAUCCUCGGUGGUGCGCCUUUGUUUUGGAAGCCACUUUCUAAUAGAUACGGUCGUCGUCCUAUCUUUCUGUUGUCCACGAUCUUGAGCUUGGUUUGCAACGUUGGCUGCGCCAAAAGCCCGACGUAUGCCUCCAUGGCUGCGUGCAGAGCUCUGACGGCUUUUUUCAUAUCCCCAGCUGCUGCUAUUGGCAGUGCUGUGGUGGCUGAGUGCUUUUUCAAAAAGGAAAGAGGUCGCUAUAUGGGUAUUUGGACGUUAAUGGUCACUCUCGGUGUCCCAGCUGGGCCGCUGGUCUUUGGGUUUGUGACAACGCGUGUCGGUUACCGCUGGAUCUUCUGGGUUCUCGCAAUUACAAACGGUGUCCAAUUCGUCCUCUGGUUUUAA